CUGCGGCCUCCCCCGGGAAGGCCCCGACAGGGGGCGGGAGGCUGGCGGAUAAAAAGCCCCCAGGGCGCCCCGAGAGGCCGGUUAGCGCUGCUCGGCGGGCCGCGCCUGGCCCAGCCCCUACCUCUGGAUCCAACCGGUGCUCCUGAGGUCAUCAUGAUGUGGCCCCCACCAGCCACCUUCUCUCUGUUCCUGCUUCUGCAGCUAGGCCAAGUUCCUUCCAGCAGGCCACAGUCAUCAAACUCCAAGAAACUCAGGCUGGUGGGUCCAGCGAACAGGCCAGAGGAGGGUCGCCUGGAGGUGCUAUACCAGGGCCAGUGGGGCACUGUGUGUGAUGAUGACUUCGCUCUCCAGGAGGCUACAGUGGCCUGCCGACAGCUAGGCUUUGAGUCAGCCUUGACCUGGGCACACAGUGCCAAGUAUGGUCAAGGGGAGGGCCCCAUCUGGCUGGACAACGUGCGUUGUCUGGGCACCGAGACCAGCCUGGACCAGUGUGGUUCUAAUGGCUGGGGUGUCAGUGACUGCAGACACUCAGAAGAUGUUGGGGUGGUAUGCCACCCACAGCGCCAGCGUGGAUACCACUCUGAGAAGGUCUCCAAUGCCCUUGGGCCCCAGGGCCGGCGGCUGGAAGAGGUGCGACUCAAACCCAUCCUCGCCAGUGCCAAACGGCACAGCCCAGUGACCGAGGGGGCCGUGGAGGUACGGUACGAGGGCCACUGGAGGCAGGUGUGUGACCAUGGCUGGACCAUGAACAACAGCAGGGUUGUGUGCGGGAUGCUGGGCUUUCCCAGCCAGGUUCCUGUCAACAACCACUACUACAGAAAAGUCUGGAAUCUGAAGAUGAAGGAUCCCAAGUCUAGGCUGAACAGCCUGACCAAAAAGAAUUCCUUCUGGAUUCACCGGGUUGACUGUCUGGGGACCGAACCCCACUUGGCCAAGUGCCAGGUACAGGUGGCUCCAGGAAGGGGCAAGCUGCGGCCAGCCUGUCCAGGUGGCAUGCACGCUGUGGUCAGUUGUGUGGCAGGGCCCUACUUCCACCCACAGAAGCCAAAGCCCAGACGCAAGGAGUCCCGUGCAGAGCAGGAGCUGAAGGUGCGCCUGCGUUCUGGGGCUCAGGUGGGUGAGGGCCGUGUGGAAGUGCUCAUGAACCGCCAGUGGGGCACAGUGUGUGACCACAGGUGGAACCUCAUCUCGGCCAGCGUUGUGUGUCGCCAGCUUGGUUUUGGCUCUGCCCGGGAGGCCCUUUUUGGGGCCCAGCUGGGCCAAGGGUUAGGGCCCAUCCACCUGAGUGAGGUGCGCUGCAGGGGGUAUGAGCGGACCCUCAGUGACUGCCUUGCCUUGGAAGGGUCCCAGACUGGUUGUCAACAUGCAAACGAUGCCGCGGUCAGGUGCAACAUCCCUGACAUGGGCUUCCAGAACCAGGUGCGCCUGGCUGGUGGGCGCAACUCCGAAGAGGGAGUGGUGGAGGUGCAGGUGGAGGUGAAUGGGGUCCCACGCUGGGGGACUGUAUGCAGUGACCACUGGGGGCUCACCGAAGCCAUGGUGACCUGCCGACAACUUGGUCUGGGAUUUGCCAACUUUGCCAUCAAGGACACCUGGUAUUGGCAGGGGACACCGGAGGCCAAAGAAGUGGUGCUGAGUGGGGUUCGCUGCUCAGGCACAGAGCUGGCCCUUCAGCAGUGUCAGAGGCAUGGGCCUGUGCACUGCUCCCACGGCUCAGGCCGCUUCUCAGCUGGGGUGGCCUGCAUGAACAGUGCUCCAGACCUUGUGAUGAAUGCCCAGCUGGUACAAGAGACGGCCUACUUGGAGGAUCGUCCACUCAGCAUGCUGUACUGUGCCCAUGAGGAGAACUGCCUCUCGAAGUCCGCGGACCACAUGGACUGGCCCUACGGACACCGGCGCUUGCUGCGCUUCUCCUCACAGAUCUACAACCUUGGUCGGGCCGACUUCCGUCCCAAGGCUGGACGUCACAGCUGGAUUUGGCACCAGUGCCACAUGCACUACCACAGCAUCGAAGUCUUCACCCAUUACGACCUGCUCACGCUCAACGGCUCCAAAGUGGCCGAGGGGCACAAGGCCAGCUUCUGUCUAGAAGACACAAACUGUCCCUCAGGAGUGCAGCGGCGCUACGCGUGUGCCAACUUUGGGGAACAGGGGGUGACUGUAGGCUGCUGGGACACCUACCGGCAUGACAUCGAUUGCCAGUGGGUGGACAUCACAGAUGUGAGUCCAGGGGACUAUAUCUUCCAGGUGGUUGUGAACCCCACAAACGAUGUGGCGGAGUCGGAUUUCUCCAACAACAUGAUGCGCUGCCGCUGCAAGUACGAUGGGCAGCGAGUCUGGCUGCACAACUGCCAUACAGGAGACUCCUACCGACCCAAUGCAGAGCUCUCCAUGGAGCAGGAACAGCGACUCAGAAACAACCUGAUCUGAAGCCAUUUUUGCACUCCCACCUCUGCUCACACACCAGAUACCUCAGCUUAUUGGAGCCAUGCCCUUCACAGAGCCCCGACUCACAGGACAAAGGGCUAGUGACAAGGAGCACAGAGAACCUGCUCAGGAAGCCUUCCACCAGCCAGAUCGUCACCCAGAGGAGGCAGCACUCUCAGGAUGGCUCUGAGCCUCUCCAGAGUGCAUAUGGCCUAUACAACAUGGUCUAGAGGCUCUGGCCAGCUAACCCUUCUCUUCCCUAAGGAGCCUCAAUCUUUCUCAAAACUUGAUGCGCAGUUCCCAGUUGCAGGAGCUCUAAGUUCCUGAGGGAUGAACUGUGACCAAGGCCCCUAACUAAGUGGUGCUUUGCAAAUGUCUUGGAGGUGCAGAGGAUGGAGGGACCGAAGAACAAAAGAAGUGGAGUCAGUUCUCUCUGCUAUAAGCUACGUGCAAAAUAAGUGUCAAAGUCUCACACGGAGAGAAGUUGGCGAAUGCAGCCCCUCACCAUAUCCUUGCUUAGAACUCCUAUCUCACACUCUGAGGCCUCUCCUUAGC
This is a messenger RNA of Acomys russatus (golden spiny mouse), 2982 nucleotides long. RefSeq names its product lysyl oxidase like 4 (gene Loxl4). The coding region runs from base 154 to 2430 and encodes 758 amino acids. Gene Ontology annotation, cellular component: membrane. Gene Ontology annotation, molecular function: protein-lysine 6-oxidase activity; copper ion binding. The transcript has 15 exons. Lineage: Eukaryota; Metazoa; Chordata; Mammalia; Rodentia; Muridae. The record is from RefSeq and is a predicted model, not a curated record. Gene Ontology annotation, biological process: peptidyl-lysine oxidation.